CCGUGAUACCGUCGUGUGUUUUUGGGUUCUUGGGUUUGAUUCCCCUCCGUUCAUUCGUUUUUCUCUUCAUUCACUCCAGUCUUUCGUUUUGGAUCAUCUUCCCUCUGACCCUAGUCUUUCGUUAUUAUCCUUCGAGGAUCAAUUGUGGUGUCACGCUUCUCCGAAUCGUCGCAUUCAGUCUCUCGCUUUUGAUAUCAGUAUCAGUAUACUACCGCAUAUACCAACCGCAGUCUUUGCCUCAUUUCAUCCAUAUUUGUAUAUUCAAGGAUAGAACCUGUUGUAUAUUCGAAACACCCAUCCAAGCAAGAUGAAAUUCACCGCCGCAACCGCCGUGCUCGCUUUCCUGGCGGCUACCGAAGCAGCCCAGCAUGGCCACCACCAUAACCGCCGUCAUCCGCAUUCCGCCGCCGAAUGCGAGUUUCCUUCCGAUGCCGGUCUGGUCUCCGUCACGCCGAAGAUGAAGAACGCCGGCUGGGCCAUGAGUCCGGAUCAGCCGUGCAAGCCGGGCAAUUACUGUCCGUAUGCGUGCCCUCCGGGGCAGGUGUCCAUGCAGUGGGAUCCUAAGGCAACUUCGUACAGUUAUCCCAUGUCGAUGAACGGUGGACUGUACUGCGACGAGGAUGGUCAGAUCAAGAAGCCAUUUCCCAACGAGCCCUACUGCAAGGACGGCACGGGGUCCGUGGGCGUGCGCAACAAAUGCAAGGGCGGAGACGUCUCCGUCUGUCAGACCGUUUUGCCCGGGAACGAGGCCAUGUUGAUCCCCACGCUGGUGCAGGACUUGGCGACUCUUGCCGUGCCCGAUCCCUCUUACUGGUGUGAGACUGCUGCUCACUUCUAUAUCAACCCGCCUGGAUACGGCCCCGAGACCGCCUGCGUCUGGGGUACCUCGUCCAACCCGUACGGAAACUGGUCGCCCUACGUGGCCGGCGCAAAUACCAACUCGGACGGCAGCACGUUCCUCAAGAUCGGUUGGAACCCGAUCUACCUGGAGCCGGCGACGCCCUUCCGCAACGAGGUUCCCGAAUUCGGUGUCGAGAUCGAGUGCGAGGGUGGCGGGUGCAACGGCCUACCCUGCAAGAUCGAUCCCGCCGUGAACAGCGUCAACGAGAUGAUGGGUGACUCGGAGAAGGGGGCCGGAGGUGCCGCGUUUUGCGUGGUGACUGUGCCCAAAGGGGAGAAGGCCCAUAUCGUCGUGUUCGAUAAGGGUGGCAGCAGUGGUGGCAGCGACGAAUCUUCUUCCUCGUCUUCUUCGUCUUCUGUGCUGGCUUCCUCGAGCACGGUCGAAAGCACAACCAGCUUCAGCACCAGCUCUGUUGUCAGCACUACUUCCACCAGCAGCACCAGCAUCAGCACCAGCACGACCAUCAGCACCACAUCCACGACUAGCAGAACCUAUGUCCCUCCGACCACCACUUCCACUACCCCCACCCCGUCGUCGACUUCGACUUCGACCUCGACCUCGACCUCCAGCACGCCGCCGCCACCUACCUCGACCUCAACUUUCGUUCCUACCUCCACUCCCACUCCCACCUUCACCCCGUCGUCGUCCACUCGCACCCCCAGCUCCAGCUUCGUGGCCACCCACAGCCCCUCCGGCUGGGCAAGCUACACCGUCAAGCCGGCCGUCUUAGUCGAGACGCAAGCCACCGCAUACGCCGACUCAACGGAGCAGCCCACCACGACGCCCGUACCGACGAGCGCGAACGCGGAGAGCGGCGCAUCCAGCCUGAACCUGGAGAUGUCGAAGCUGGGGUUGAUCGUUGCGGUGGUCGCAGCGCUGUGGCUGUAAUGUAUUAAUUAUUGCAUGGAUCUGGGAAGACAUCAUCAUCUGCCCGACUUGAACUUUCUUCUUUGAGUGAUUUUGCCUUGGAUAUAUCUUUUCUUUCUUCGGGAUACCAUACUCGAUUUUAAUUCUUUUGACGAUUGAUGGAUUAUUCUAUUAUGAUUUUUUAUUAGCUUCUUUGUAUCAUGAUGGUGGAUAACUUCUUUUCUUCUUUCUUUUUGGCAAUAAUACUCCUUUCUUUUUUUUCUA
This is a messenger RNA of Aspergillus steynii IBT 23096, 2032 nucleotides long. Its product is annotated as SUN domain-containing protein. The transcript is spliced from 4 exons. The coding region runs from base 308 to 1789 and encodes 493 amino acids. NCBI's taxonomy places the organism in Eukaryota, Fungi, Ascomycota, Eurotiomycetes, Eurotiales, Aspergillaceae. The record is from RefSeq and is a predicted model, not a curated record.